CUGCCACUUGUAAACAAACCCAGAAAGAACCCCACUUCGCUUUCAAGCACAUACAAUCCUGGACUCUGCAUACCAACCUAGGUACAACUACAACGCCAGCUGCGAAUAUUCCAAUUUGCUGCAGGCACUUUCAAUCUAGCCGUGGGCACCGAGUACCUCCUUUUCUUCAAUCUAUUUCCCCUGCUUGCCCGUCGUAUCUUCCUGCAACUCGCACUCUUUCAGUGCAGGACGACGACAUCUCUCACUGACAUCAAGCACCAAACCCCUUUCGAGGAAGACAACACUGCUCAAAAUGUCAAACUUCAUUACGAAUCUCUUUCCCUCCUCCCAGGCUGGCAAGCAUGAGGGGAUCCUACCUGUGCCCCCUCCUCCUCUCCAUACUCGCUCCAGCCAAAACGAGGCCUUCGAGCGACCAAACACUCCGACUCGAAAUAACUUCAUCACUCCAGCCUCAACCCCACAAGGUAGUCCGAGCAAGAACCGAAACCCUCCAGGUGCCAAUGAUCUAUCCACAGCUUUCGAAAAUGCUAUGAAGAUUGCUCCUCCUGUUUUCGGUGGAAGUCGCUCACAGGUUGGAACGCCGCUAUCACCAGGGAAAGGAAACACCUUGGCUGUGGAUGACUCGUACUUUGGCAACUCUUCUGGAGGUGUCGACGACAGUGUUUUACACAAAUCCGCAGUGUCACCAGGGAGCCCUCUGCGGAAGCAAGGAAAAGAAAAUACACCACCAGGAUCCAGACAUGGACUUGAGUCUGCCCAGAACCAAGCCGCAAUCUCCAGACAAGAGCCAUAUCAGACGCAGCAAACUACAAGAAAAUACAAUACCCAGCGAGGCUUGACCGCGGAGGAGUUAGAGAUCCUACACAAGCCAAAUGUCAAACGCCUUGCAAAUGUCACACAGCUUUACUUUCUUGACUACUAUUUCGAUCUCCUCAGCUACGUCGGCGCUCGCCAAAAUCGACUCAACCACUUCCGAUCCGAGUUUCCAGAACCUCCAGAGACUCCCGAGGAGACCUACAACCCAGUUUGGCAGAAGUAUGCUGGUAGGGAGCGUGCAAAUCUGCGAAAGCGUCGCGUUCGUCUUCGCCAGGGAGAUUUCCAGAUCCUCACACAAGUUGGACAAGGAGGCUAUGGUCAAGUUUUCCUGGCCCAGAAGAAGGAUACUCGUGAAGUCUGUGCACUGAAGGUUAUGAGCAAGAAGCUGCUGUUCAAGCUCGACGAGAUCCGACAUGUUCUCACAGAGCGUGAUAUCUUGACAAAUGCAAAGAGCGAAUGGCUCGUUCGACUUCUCUAUUCGUUCCAGGAUGAGAAGAGUAUCUACUUGGCUAUGGAAUACGUCCCUGGUGGAGAUUUCCGAACCUUGCUCAAUAACACUGGAGUCCUUGCGAACCGUCAUGCCCGCUUCUAUAUUGCUGAGAUGUUCUGCUCUGUCGAUGCCCUUCAUCAGCUUGGCUAUAUCCACCGAGAUCUCAAGCCUGAGAACUUCCUGAUCGACUCGACAGGUCACGUUAAACUCACAGAUUUCGGGCUUGCUGCUGGUUUUCUUGCUCCGGGCAAAAUCGAAUCUAUGCGCGUCAAGCUGGAGAAAGUUGGAGAGACAUACGUUCCUUUUGGCAAGCCGAUGGAGCAGCGUACGGUUGCUGAGCGUCGUGAAGGAUACCGGUCAAUGAGAGAUAGGGAUGUCAAUUAUGCGAAGUCAAUUGUUGGCUCUCCCGACUACAUGGCUCCAGAAGUCUUGAAGGGUGACGAGUACGAAUUCUCGGUGGACUACUGGAGUCUUGGGUGUAUGCACUUUGAGGCCUUGACUGGCUUCCCGCCAUUCGCAGGCGCAACAGUUGAAGAGACCUGGAAGAAUUUGAAGCAUUGGAGAGAAGUUCUGAAGCGGCCAGUCUGGGAAGAUCCAAACUACUUCAUCAGCAAUCGUACUUGGAACUUCAUUACUAGCUGCAUUGCAUCCAAGUCGAGGCGGUUCUCGUCAAUAAAGGAAGUCUACGAGCACCAUUACUUCGCCGAGGUUGACUGGACUACACUUCGCUCACAGCGCGCUCCUUUCGUUCCUGAACUGGACUCCGAGACUGAUGCUGGUUACUUCGACGAUUUCAGUAAUGAAGCCGAUAUGGCCAAGUACAAGGAAGUCCACGAGAAGCAGGAGGCUUUGGAGAACAUGGCCGAUAGAGAGGAUCCUAUGAGCAAGAGUCUAUUCGUCGGUUUCACUUUCAGACAUCGCAAGCCCGCAAACGAGGAAGGUGGGAAGUCGAGCCCAAGAAAAGGCAUUGCCACUGAUGGCACAUUUGGUACAAUGCUGUGAAUAGACAGCACAUUGGUCAAUACCCACUUCGCUUCUAUCUUCGCGUUAGGGACUUUUGACGGGCGGCGAUAGAGGAUGGGACAUUGCGGGAAAGUCGGUCUGUCUGGUGUCUGGCGUGCAAUGAGCUUCUACUUAGGCACUUGUCAGAGUGUUUAUCCAUGAUUGUCGGGGGGGUUCUCGUGCAUGUUUUGUUUCGGCCAAGCCGUCGUGUUUAGAGCUCGAGAUGAGAUUGGGCAAUGCUAUUCUAUGCUUGCGAAGCUGUACUAAUAGCUAUGAAUACAAUUGAUGACUUUACUACGAG
This is a messenger RNA of Cadophora gregata, 2609 nucleotides long. RefSeq lists its product as uncharacterized. The coding region runs from base 293 to 2308 and encodes 671 amino acids. Gene Ontology annotation, molecular function: ATP binding; protein serine/threonine kinase activity. The record is from RefSeq and is a predicted model, not a curated record. The transcript is spliced from 4 exons. NCBI's taxonomy places the organism in Eukaryota, Fungi, Ascomycota, Leotiomycetes, Helotiales, Ploettnerulaceae. Gene Ontology annotation, cellular component: spindle pole body. Gene Ontology annotation, biological process: intracellular signal transduction; peptidyl-serine phosphorylation.